Anopheles coustani is the source of this 1788-nucleotide messenger RNA. RefSeq names its product protein peste-like. Lineage: Eukaryota; Metazoa; Arthropoda; Insecta; Diptera; Culicidae. The coding region runs from base 111 to 1589 and encodes 492 amino acids. The transcript is spliced from 3 exons. Gene Ontology annotation, cellular component: membrane; cytoplasm. Gene Ontology annotation, molecular function: scavenger receptor activity. The record is from RefSeq and is a predicted model, not a curated record.
CACAGUUCAGGCCAACAUUCAAUUGCAGCAGUUUAACGAACUAACAAACCAGUGGCUCUAGUGAUAGUGAAACAGAGAAAGCCCCUUUUUGUAAGGAAAGGCAUGCGGCAAUGAUGCGAUGCUGCAAGUGGUAUUUAGUGGUUGGGCUAGGUUUGGGUAUUGCCGCGACUGGAGCGAUCUUUUACCUUGCUUGGCGUGAUAUAUUCGACAUCCUUGUGACCGAGGAAAAGUCGUUAAAUCCCGGUGCAAAGGCUUACAAAGAAUGGCGUCGUCCACGAGUGCAACCCGUAUGGCGAUUCUACAUGUACAACUGGACGAACGCUGCCAGCUAUCUCCAGCAACCGGGUACGAUGCUGCCUCGCUUUGAUGAGCUUGGUCCCUUCACCUUUGAUGAACACAGCGAGCCAGUGGAUGUCAAGCAUCACGCUGGCAAUGGCACGCUGUCGUACCGCAAACGAACGUACUUCCGCCGUAGCCUGGUAGACAUCUCUGGUGGUAAAUUGCAGCAAACAAACAUUACCAACGUCAACCUGGCCGCCCUGCUGAUAUCGUUUCUGUCCGCGAACCUGGAUUACUUCGUACAGCGAGAACUGUCUUUCAUGCUGCAUGACCUCAAUCAGACCAUCGAGACGACCCGACCAGUGGGGCAGCUGCUGUUUGCCGGCUAUCGGGGUCCACUGUGGGAUCAGGCACGGAAGCUACUUUGCGCUCGUUACCAGCAUCCGGGACUGUGUGAUGUCGACCGGUUGGCUUACUUCCUGACGUACAACAUUACAAGGAAAGCUAGCGCAAGGUACAGCUUGGGUACGGGCGUCGACGAUCGUGCCCCUUACGGGAUAGUUCGGUUAUGGAACGAAGGUACUAUCAAGGACUCACCUUGCGAGCAUUUCGAUGGAUACACGGGUGAAAUGUUUCCCUCACGGUUCGAUCGCAGGCAAUCGUUUCCUAUCGUCCUGCCGGAGUUGUGCCUACGAUUAACGCUUGAUUACGACGGAGAGCAACUGGUGAAUGGUAUUUUGGGCCAUCGGUUUGUGGCCAAAGCGAUCGAACCGUUUAACCGUACCGACCAGUGCAUCAAGGCGGACUACAGUUUGCGUGGCUACAGCACGUUAGCCUCGAACGAAUGCGUAGGGCUUCCAGUGUACAGAGAUGACACGCAACAUAACGUUCGCUCAGAGGUGCAAGGGGGUGAUGCGGGGAUGUACCUCAUAGUUGAGCCCACGACAGGGAUGCUGCUUGAAUCGCAAACGAGCCUCAAGUACCACACGUUCCUCACACCCAAUGCACACAUCGGACUCUUCCAGGAUGCACCCGAGCUGUACAUACCCCUGUAUCGGUUUAUACGCUACUAUCGAUUGGGCGACGCUAAUACGCAGAGUCUGAAGAAAAUGCUGCAUCUGCUCGAUGCCGGUCGUCAGAUAGCACUUGCUGGGUGUGCGCUGGGCGCCGUCGUCAUUCUACUCGCGGUCAGCUAUGCCUACUGGAAUGCUCACAGGACGAAAACUAAAGCGCCCCAGCGAAAGCUGCACGCAGAAUAUCACAUCGUAAGAGCACCGACGAGCAGUGUCGGUGGGAUCGUUACUCAAUGAACGUGGGUGGUAUAUACGGUAUAAAAAAAUAGGUACCACGAGGUCGGAUGCUGUAAACAUUUGUUAAUAUAUGGAAGGAUAGUUGUACACACGCAAACCAAAAUUUAUCCUUAAUAAAAUAGAUCGGCCAAAAGCCGAUCGAUUACUGGUUGCUUUUUUAAAAUAACGGAAACGGAAACAGUUCAUCCAGUCGUGACGC